AUGUCCGUCGCCGUGGUUGACGACGAUGGCGCCAUCCGCGGAAUCGACACUGGCCAUGUCAGGCCCGAGGCGAAACGCGCCACCGAGGCCGAACACAAGAUGAGCUUCCGGCAGAGUCUGCGGACCUACCCGCAUGCCGUGGGCUGGUCGGUCCUCUUCUCGACUGCACUGGUGAUGGAGGGUUACGACAACGCCCUCAUCGCCACCUUAUUCGCGUAUGGGCCCUUUCAGCGUACCUUCGGCAACCGGCUGGCCGACGGAUCCUAUCAGAUCACAGCUGCGUGGCAGUCGGGUCUCACAAAUGGUGCCUUGGUGGGUGAGAUUCUAGGCUUGUUCGCGACGGGUAUUGUGGUGGAGCGAUUCGGGUACCGCAAGAGUCUCAUCGGGGCGUUGAUGGCCUGUGUGGCUUUCAUCUUCAUCAUCUUCUUUGCCAAAUCCUUGCCGGUUCUGCUGGUCGGCGAGAUUCUCAUUGGCAUUCCUUGGGGUCUGUUCCAAACCGUCACCACGACCUAUGCAUCCGAGGUGUGCCCCGUGGUGCUACGUCCAUAUCUGACCACCUAUGUGAACCUCUGCUGGGUCAUGGGUCAAUUCAUCGCCUCGGGUGUUCUCAAAGCCAUGCAGGAUCGGGACGAUCAGUGGGGCUACAAGAUCCCCUUUGCUCUACAGUGGAUGUGGCCGAUCCCCAUCGCCAUUGGCAUCGCUCUUGCACCUGAAUCCCCUUGGUGGCUCAUUCGCAAGGAGCGUCCCGAAGAUGCUCGCCAUGCGCUCCAUCGCCUCACCGUUCCCGGCCGAGACCCGAACUUCAACGCCGACGAGACCAUCGCCAUGAUCCGCAGCACCAACGAACUCGAAAAGCGUCUGACAGCCGGUACCAGCUACCUCGACUGCUUCUGGGGCGUGGACAGACGCCGGACGGAAGUCGUGUGUCUCACCUGGGCUACCCAGAUGGUCAGUGGAAGUUCCUUGAUGGGCUACUCAACCUACUUUUACGAACAAGCCGGCAUGGCACCCAGCAACGCCUUCACAAUGACCAUGGUCCUCUACAUCCUCGGUGCCCUGGGCACACUCAGCUCGUGGCCCCUGAUGACUCGAUUCGGUCGCCGCACCCUCUAUGUCGGCGGUCUGGCCUGCAUGGGAAUUCUCCUUCUCAUCAUCGGAUUUCUGGGCAUCAUCUCCCGAGAGAACGUCGCCGCCCAAUGGGCCGUCGGCUCUCUCCUCCUCAUCUACGCCUUCACGUACGAUGCCACCGUCGGACCGAUCUGUUACUCUCUUGUAUCCGAACUCAGCUCCACCCGUCUCCGUACCAAAACCAUCGUUCUCGCCCGCAACCUCUACAAUGUGUGCGGUCUCAUCACCAACAUCAUCACGCCACGGAUGCUCAACCCGUCUGCGUGGGACUGGGGUGCCAAGGCAGGGUUCUUCUGGGCGGGUAUUUGCUUGAUCUGUUUUACGUGGACUUACUUUCGUCUACCGGAGCCUCAGGGCCGCACCUACGCGGAGCUAGACUUGCUGUUUGAACAGCAGGUCCCGGCGCGCAAGUUUAGCUCGACUCGGGUGGAUCCGUUUGCCAGCGAUCGCGCAAGCUCAGUUGGAACAAAGUCGGAGAUGCCAAUCACGGAGACGGUAGAGAAAAUUGACCUCUGA
Penicillium oxalicum is the source of this 1644-nucleotide messenger RNA. Its product is annotated as MFS maltose permease MalP. The coding region runs from base 1 to 1644 and encodes 547 amino acids. The record is from RefSeq and is a predicted model, not a curated record. Gene Ontology annotation, cellular component: membrane. Gene Ontology annotation, biological process: transmembrane transport; carbohydrate transport. NCBI's taxonomy places the organism in Eukaryota, Fungi, Ascomycota, Eurotiomycetes, Eurotiales, Aspergillaceae. The transcript is spliced from 2 exons. Gene Ontology annotation, molecular function: carbohydrate:proton symporter activity.